AUGCCUCUGAACGAUGAGCGUCAUGACAUCGAGCCGUCCACGUAUAGAUGGGAUGAAUUCAGAGCGACUUCAUCGCACAGGAUCCAGAUCAAUCCUGAGAAUAACCAAACACAUUUUUAUAAUUACACCUGUGAUAAUCCCGAAUAUAGCUGUAAAACACAAAACUCGGUGAGAAGAACAGAAUACCUGCCAUUUAUGAAACUUCACAAUCGUGGAAGGUGUCGGCGCCAUUUAAUAAGUCAAAAUUCACAAAAUUUUAUUAUGAAGCGCAAACGAAGGACUGUUUUUAAUACACAACAAAUAUUAAUGUUGGAGAAUAUUUUUAAGAAGAAUCCAUAUGUAAGCAGAGAAGAAAGAUAUAAGUUAAUGGAAAUGUUAAACGUAAGCGAUCGAGUAAUAAAAGUGUGGUUUCAGAACCGUCGUCGAUUAUCAAGCAAAAGAGAUAUAGAACUAUUAGUUAAUUAUAACUCAGAUUCGUCUAUGGAAGAAAACGGUUCGAAUUUGACUUUAGACUAUGUUGAAUCGAAAAUAAAUCAAGCUGAUGAAUUUGGGUAUGUGACGUUGGAUGACAGAGCAAUGAGUGAGUUAAUAACUGUUAUUGACUCUCGUCUUACUAUCGAAAUUGAUUUGGAGGAGCCUUGCAAGAAAUUUAAAGAUGGUACUUCUACUAACAAUAUAAUUUAUGAACCUAUUUCACCAGUAAGCCUGCAGGAUGGUGAGGAAGAAGAACAUUUUUGUGUAUCUCGGUGGGAGCCUCAUGAACCUGAAGAGUCCUUAAGACGUUUAUUUGACGUACAAGCUUUUAUAACCAAGUGA
Molecule: messenger RNA, 816 nt
Organism: Parnassius mnemosyne (clouded apollo)
Lineage: Eukaryota; Metazoa; Arthropoda; Insecta; Lepidoptera; Papilionidae
Source: the annotation of a GenBank genome assembly